AUGGGCGAGGAAUACCCCUCUGAGGAGAAGACAGAACCGUUUUCUGAAUCAGAGGUUCUCCUGCGCCUUCAGAGACGCGUGCAUGUCGAGGAGAGUUUCGAGAGUAUCGAAGAUGACACAGUCCCGCUGGAUGAUCUGAUAAUCGACGACAACCACCACAAGCAAGGAAUACGCAUAUUGGUCAGGCCGUUGACUCGCAGCCGCUCAGUCAGUCCUGGCAGUGACAAUUGCGAAUGGCUAGCACUUCGUGCUGAAGUGGCCGACGCGCAAAGACCAAAGUCCAGGGUCUUGGCGGUGACUCAGACUUCCAAGGAUAUCAACUUUUCACUAAGGGUACCUGGAGAGACUGGUGCAGAGGAAACUCGACCACCCAUAUGGUGUGAACUCUACUAUGAUCCUGCUAGUGACAAUCAGAUACUCCUCAACAGAUCAGACGUGCCCAUUGCUUUGGCAAGGAUAUCACCUGCAUCUGACAAUGAUAAUACAAGCUUUGACCAAGAGGUCGUCCCCGGAACUACCAUGGAAUUGUCGCCAGGCUCUUGGAGGAUAAGUCUGUAUGGGACAGAUAUCCUCGACUUCAGGAUAUUGGCUAAACGCCCUGCUGCUCUGUGGUUACCCGGUGGGGAGUCCGACCUUGCAUCAUUUAUUACCAGCAAUGCUGAGAUCAACUCCUCAGGGAAGCGGUCAAUUACCUCCCUUGAGAGGGCAGAUUCAAAUGGGAAACGGAUCCGCACGGAGGAAUCGGUCGACAAGGACGAUAGCGAUGGUGUGAUCAUGUUCUAUCCUCGCCCAGCCGCUGAUCCGUUGGUGUUCCCAUUGCCACACGCAGGCAAAGGAAAGGAAGUCACCAUACCGUCGGGCCACGCGCUCUUGCAAAUACAACGCGAUGAGACCGUCGCCAUUCCAGGAGGUUACGAGCUUGAUCAAUACCAACUAACGAAGCGCGACCAAAUAGCAACUACCGCUGCUUCCUCCGUGUUCACGGCAGACCAUUCUCAGGUUCCAGAGGGAGUCAUCACAGUUAAAGUUCUCAAGACCCGUGGCAACAACCCAAAUGCUAAGCCUCAGGACAACCAUAGGAACGUCAUCCGCCAAGCUGACAUCUGGCUACGCGAGUAUCGAAGCCAAGAAGACUUGAAACACGAGUCCAUUGUGAGACUUUAUGGAGGCGAUGCACGAUACUUGUCACUAUACAUGGAGCACAUCGACGGGAAGGACUUGGCUGCACGUGGAGUCUGGCGACAUUCGGCAAGCGAUCAGUUUCUCGGUGACAGGAACGACGCCAUCAGAAUCUUGAAGGAUAUUUCCGGCGCUCUGAAUUACGUGCAUCAGCGCAAACGGGUACACAACGACAUCAAACCAGCCAAUAUCCUGUAUUCUCGUGACCGUGGUGCUGUACUAUGCGACUUUGGUCUAUCCACCCGUAACGUCGAUCCGGCGACAAACGGUGGCACGCCGUAUUACGUGCCACCCGAGUUCAUUGGGCAGAGGCUCCGCGGUAGCCCGUCCGACGUAUGGGCAUUAGGUGUGACGAUGCUCUAUUUGCUCAACAAGCUCACGUUUCCCGAUGCUCGCGGCCGUCAGGGACAUCCAAAACAGUUGUACUGGAUGAUUGCGGACAUCAACAGGAGAACGCACCACCAUCACACGGCCAGUAAGGGACCCUCUGCAGUGUCGCAGAUGCAGCAAUGGCUGAACGAGGUUAAUGAGGCAAAGGCGAAGCUUAAUCCGAAGGACAAACUCCAUUUUUUGGUUUCACAGAUGUUGACAUUCAGUCCAAACCAGCGUAUCAAUAUGGCCAAGGUAAUUAGUGAGCUGCGAGUGACGAAUUGA
Messenger RNA from Truncatella angustata, 1833 nucleotides. RefSeq names its product kinase-like domain-containing protein. Gene Ontology annotation, molecular function: ATP binding; protein serine/threonine kinase activity. Gene Ontology annotation, biological process: autophagosome organization; autophagy; protein autophosphorylation. The record is from RefSeq and is a predicted model, not a curated record. The transcript has a single exon. Bases 1 to 1833 code for a protein of 610 amino acids. Gene Ontology annotation, cellular component: autophagosome; cytoplasm. NCBI's taxonomy places the organism in Eukaryota, Fungi, Ascomycota, Sordariomycetes, Amphisphaeriales, Sporocadaceae.